CGUCUAAUAGCUCGCGGUUGACGAACUGGGUGUAGCAGUGUACAGCGCUGAUCAACAAGAGGUUUUCUGUUAAGAUCGAAUACAAAUCUGCGCGAAGGGACAUCGAUUACUGAGUUAUUCUCGUGUUUCUACCAUGGCUCUUGCUGCUUGGCGCCAGUUUACGUUUUUUGACGUUCUUCCGAUCAGGGAUCCUGCUGUUACAGAUGAGGAUGGACCGCUAUAUUCGGAUCCCAAUGUCUCUGCAGUUUGCUCGGGCACUGGAUCAUUAUAUCUAGGCACCACCGGUGGAAUUGUCAAGAUUGUCUCCAAGUCGCUGAAGCUCCAAGUGUCAUUCACGGCUCAUGAGGAGGGAUAUGCGAUCACUUACAUGAAGCAGGUCGAGGGAACCGCCAACCUGUUGACGGUAGCUGAGUCCAAAACCGCGGAACCUCAGAUUCGUUUGUGGUCCUUAGACACUCCCGAUAAGAAGACCCAGGGACCGAAAUGCAACUUCUCGAUCAACAUACAUCUCAAGAAGCUGACAGAGAUCUCGGCUGUCGCUCUGGCAGAAGACUUCUCGAUUAUCGCGGUCGGAUUCGAAAACGGCCAUGUAGUGCACGUCCGCGGUGAUCUUCUCCACGACAAAGGACUUAAGCAGAAGAUUAUCUACGAGAGCCCUGCACCAGUUACCGGUCUCGAGUUUUACGAAGCCAGCAAGACAUCGCUGCUGUACAUCUCGACGACAGAGCGUAUCGUCACCGCAUGGACUACGGGCAAGAACCAGGGAAGUUUAGCCCGAGUGCUUGAAGAGAAGGGAUGUGCAAAGGGUUGCAUGGGGAUCAAGAAAGCUACCGGAGAGAUAUUAGUAGCGCGGGAAGACGCUAUUUACUUUUACACUCCGUACGGGCGAGGUCCGUUGUACGUUUACGAGGGUCCAAAGUCACAGCUCUUUGUAUACAAGUCAUAUAUCGGAAUAGUAUCACCCAACAACGCGGCCACCGAUUCGAAUGUCCAGUCAUCGGUGCGAAAGUAUGUCGGCGCGACUGCUUCCAGCGCUGACCCCUAUGAGACUGCGCAGUUUACGAUCUUGGACACAGAUAACAAGUUUGUUGCCUAUACCGGCCAGUUUGCCGGCGGGGUGAAGUCCAUCUUUACCGAGUGGGGUGAUUUGUACGUUUUGGGAGGUGACGGUCAACUUUACAGACACCAGGAGCGUGAUUUGGCUUCAAAGUUGGAAAUACUUUAUCAGCGGAACCUGUACAAUCUUGCGCUGACGCUUGCUUCCAACGCGGGAGCGGAUGAGAAGCGGAUUCUGAGUAUAUACAAGAAGUACGGCGAUCAUCUGUAUGAAAAGGGAGAUUACGAUGAAGCCAUGGUCCAGUAUAUUCGUGCCAUUGACGGAGGAGAGGCUAGUCAGGUUAUUCGAAAGUACCUCGACUCUCAGCGGAUCUACAAUCUGACCUCCUAUCUUGAGGAGCUGCAUAACAAGGAAAUCGCAACGGCCGAUCACACCACUCUGCUCUUGAAUUGCUACGCGAAGCUCAAAGACACGGAGAAGUUGGAGACUUUUAUAAGAUCUGAGGGCGAGAAUUUGAAGUUUGAUCUUGAUACAGCGAUCCAGAUGUGCAGACAGGGCGGCUAUUUCCAGCAAGCUGCAUACCUUGCCGAAAAGCAUGGUCAGAACGACCUGGUUGUCGACAUCACUUUGCAAGAUCUCGGCGACUACAAAUCUGGCCUGCGGUUUUUGCAAAGUCUGCCUCCGGAAGACAUGUAUCACAAUCUGAGUCGGUACGGCCGUGUCUUGCUCCAGCAUGUCGCACGAGAGACUACAGCGCUGUUUAUCGAGUACUUCACCGGGAGAUACGUGCCAAGAGAGAUUCCGAACGUUGCAGAACUUGAGAACGGCGAGCAGGCGCGGGAAAUGUCGCCACCUUCUUCGGUGCCGAAUUACAAAAAUCUGCUGCCUUACAUGGCGGGUAGUCGGCCUGCGUCAGUGAUGUCUGGUCUGACGGGUGAGCAGACGCCGACGAUCAUGAGCGCGAUCACUUCGAAUGUGGGGAAACUGUCGACGGUUGUGGGUGGUGCAAUCACCGGCAGCGCCUCGGUAGCCAACGCACCCUUGACGCUCGAGUCAAGCUCGUAUGAUCAGGACGGCAAGAUCGUUGACUAUGUGAUACCCAAGCCGCGGACGGUGUUUGCUACGUUUGUGGAUCAGCCCGACGAGUUUAUUAUUUUCCUGGAAGCGUGUAUAGCGCAUCACCGGACAGCGGGGGGACAAGAAAGUGACGAGAUUGACAUGUACACGACUCUGUUUGAGAUGUACUUGCAAAAGGCCGAGGCUAGUACUACCGAAGAAGAGAAAGUUCAGUGGGAGGAGAAGAGUAAAGAGUUGAUCACUAGUGCUCAGGCACCGAUAGAUCCAUCUAAUGUGCUGCUGCUCUCACAUCUUUACUCGUACCGGGAAGGCAGGAUUCUGGUCCGGGAACGGGAAAAUCUGCAUAUCGAUAUCUUCCGAUCGUAUGUGUCGGUCAAUGAUACGAUCUCAGCUAUACAGACACUUCACAAGUACGGCGAUAUCGAACCCGAGUUGUACCCUCUGGCGCUGUCAUACUUUACGUCUUCGCCCGAAGUCAUGGCAAUUGCCUCAGACGAGCUAAGCCACGUGCUCAAGAAGAUCGAGGAAGAAGGGCUGAUGGCACCGCUACAGGUGAUCCAGGCGCUGAGCGUCAACGCCGUGGCCACGGUUGGAAUCGUGAAGGACUACCUGUCGGAGAUUAUCGAGCGCGAGAAGAAAGAGAUCGAGACGAACCGGAAGCUCACGGAAUCGUACCAGAUGGAGACACGCGCAAAGAUCGAGGAGAUCCGCGAGCUCGAGACCGAGCCGCGGGUGUUUCAGUCUACACGGUGCGCGAGCUGCGGCGCGGCAUUGGAUCUGCCUACGGUGCAUUUCAUGUGUAAGCAUUCUUUCCACCGCAGAUGCUUGAACGAGGUCAAUGAGGACACAGAGUGUCCUUCGUGCAAGUCGAACAAUGCUACGAUCAGAGCUAUUCGCAGAGCGCAGGAUGAUAUGGCGGAUCGACAUGAUCUUUUCAAAGCUUCGUUGGAGGAGAGUGAGGAUAAGUUCAAGGUCAUCAGCGAUUUCUUUGGAAGGGGUGUUAUGCAGCAGGUAGAAUUUUUGGUGGAGUGAGGGGAUGAGAUGAAGCUUAGGUAGGCGUGGCGUUGGGAUCAGGUAUCGAGCUCACUCUUCUAUUUCAUAUUAGAUAAAAGUAGCAGAGCAUCUUUGCGAGCUUAGAUC
Messenger RNA from Myxozyma melibiosi, 3274 nucleotides. RefSeq lists its product as uncharacterized. Gene Ontology annotation, cellular component: HOPS complex; endosome. The transcript is spliced from 5 exons. Bases 134 to 3166 code for a protein of 1010 amino acids. Gene Ontology annotation, molecular function: protein-macromolecule adaptor activity; protein binding. NCBI's taxonomy places the organism in Eukaryota, Fungi, Ascomycota, Lipomycetes, Lipomycetales, Lipomycetaceae. Gene Ontology annotation, biological process: intracellular protein transport; endosome organization; vesicle-mediated transport. The record is from RefSeq and is a predicted model, not a curated record.